Molecule: messenger RNA, 2874 nt
Organism: Podospora anserina S mat+
Lineage: Eukaryota; Fungi; Ascomycota; Sordariomycetes; Sordariales; Podosporaceae
Exons: 2
Coding region: 1-2874 (957 amino acids)
Biological process (GO): DNA-templated transcription; regulation of DNA-templated transcription
Cellular component (GO): nucleus
Molecular function (GO): DNA binding; zinc ion binding; DNA-binding transcription factor activity, RNA polymerase II-specific
Source: RefSeq, a predicted model, not a curated record
AUGGGGAUUGCAUCCUGCCUCGAACCUCGAUUCCGUGCGGCCAACCCAAACACCCCACCCGAGGUGCUCACACCAGACUCGGCCUCUUAUAGUUCAAGACAGUCCGAGGAGAGGACCUGGAACCCGCCUGCUCCUCUCUCUCCUCCCAUGUCACACUAUGAUCCGGCCGUCAAGGCAAACGACAUGUCGUCGUCGUCGUCGUCUAACAAAGGCCCGGAAGAGCGCAGGGAUACGGGGUCCGAUCAUAACGCACCAAGGCAACAGCUUCCAUCUUUGAGCAGCAUCUUUGGGCCACCAACCCAGAUUCGAUCCUUUCACUCUCCUCUUUCCGAGCGCCCUGGCUCCUAUCCGGCCACCUCACCAUUGGAUCGACCUCCUAGCUCAGUUCCAAGCUUGGACAGACCAUUCUCUUCGUCAUCGUACUUUCCACCCGCGACGACAUCCACUGCUUCACAGCCGCGAAGUGUACUGGACCCUAGGUAUCAGGAACGGCCCCAGAUUCCGGCCCUGUCCCGGGUUUUCCCUGGACCGCUUUCGCCUCAUUCACGAGAGGAACAGCAACCAAGGCCAGAUAGCCGACUCGAGUACACUUCAGGAGGACAAUGGUCGGUGCAACAUGAAGCCAGCAAAGAGUAUUCGCUCGGCAGCCGUGGAGAAACGACCUACAGGCCGACGGCAGAGAGAUACCCUGCUCACCUUUCAGGGACGAGUCGCGAUGAGGGAAGACACAUGGAAUAUCGGGAGCAAUUAACACCACAGACACCAUCGCACACUCUUCCUGCCACUCCGACCAGCAGCGCCCCAUCUGAGGGGGCCCCCGCAAAGGAUGGACUGGGACCCAAGAUCUGGACAGGGACACACUUUCUGCCACGGUUCGUCAGAGCUGCCGAGGUGCCUGGUGAAGGAAUGUGCUACUUUUACGAUGAUGGGAGUCAUUGCAAGACAGUGAUUGACGGGGAGCAAGUCAAUGCUCACUGGGGAGUCACCAAAGCUGGAAAGCCCCGGAAGAGGCUUGCUAUCGCCUGCGUCACCUGCCGUGAGAAGAAGAUCAAGUGCGAUCCGGAUUACCCGCGCUGUGUCCAGUGCGAAAAGUUCGGCCGUGUUUGUGGUCACAACGCUUCCUCUCCGUCCACGCCUCCUGCCGAGUCGGAGGAUACACGGAGGCUUGGAGGUUUGAUCAGAGGCCCUACCGACUACACACGACCGGGUAGCCACUCGAGCGGUUCUGUCUCGCCCAGAACGACGCUCCGACACCCGAGCCCCGAUAUGCCCACCUCUGCACCCGCGAAGCGUAUUCGAAUUGGCUACGAUCACUACAGCCCAGCGACCAGUGUACGCUCACCGAUGGGACCAGUGCCCGACACCUCCCGCCAAUCCCUGCCAUGGCGGCAGUCAGAAACGCUCCCUCGUAUCCACGAGGACAUCUUGUGCAGAGCGUGGCAAACAGACCCGUAUGUGUCCGAUCCUGAAUCUGUGACUAGCACCAUUGCCUCCGUCUUUGUACACACGGAGAGCGCAGCACUUCGCUUCCUCCCUCCGAAACCGUCUUUCCACACAUGGGUUCAGAACAGCGCUCACAGAAAAUCACCAGAAGACCUGAUGCUCGUGUAUAGCAUCCUCGCCAUCGGUGCCGUCCUCUCGCGGGCCGGUUCGAGGAGCGUUGCGCACGAGUACGCCCAGGUGGCUCGGUACGCCGCAGAACGCUCGCAGCCGUCGCUCCAGCUGGUUCAAGCCAGACUUGCCCUUGCCAUGCACUACCUCGCUGUCUCGAGACAGACCGACGCGAACGACAUGCUGAGCAGGGCCAUUUCUACAGCGAUGUGGCUACAGUUGAACGUGGAACUUGACCAUGUGGGAGAAAACGAUUCGAGGGUAACCCUUUGGGGUUUGACGAGGCAAGAAUAUGCCGAGUGUCGGAGACGGAUAUUUUGGUCAUGUUGCCUGAUGGAGCGGCUUAACGAGACGUUUGCAACUCGACCGGUCACCAUCAACAAGGACGACAUCUUUCUCCGGCUCCCAGCAGCGGAUACUACGAACUUGGACGACCGAGCGCCCCAUUUCGACCCGAUGCUGCGUCCGCUAUCCGAAUCAGCCGGGGCUGGAAUCAUGUCCUAUCUGAUUCAGAUCACAGCUAUGUGGGGUGAUGUCAUGACAUUUAUCAACAGAGCCUCGCGCCGGGGAGAGCUCUACGAUGCCGGGUUUGGUGAUUUCCACCGUCGAACUAUCGCCACCCUUGAUGCUUGGGAGUCUUCUCUGCCGAAAAGGCUCCAGUUUCUGCCUGCGAGGUUGGAGAUGGUCUCACCUGAAGAUCAGGGCCCGCUCAUACUUUUACACACCGUCCAUCACCUGACGAGAAUCAAGCUCCAUCGGCACGUCCACCUGCGAGCUUUACAGCCCGCCACAGUCCAUGACUUUAUCGGCGUGUCUAUGAAACAUGCUGCCAAACUCCUCGAGGUGGCAGUGGCAGUGGCGCAGGCACAAGUCAUCACCCCGCCCCCGUUCAUCAGCACCGGAAUCCUCGAAGCGAUGGACGUUCUUUCAUCAACCGGCUGUGGAUCCGAGCUGCCGGGGUUGGUCGACAGAUUUGCCGUGGCGAGAAGCGUGCUGGAGGUGCUUGGGACAAGCUGGGAGGAUGCCAAGGUUCACUGCAUGGCGAUGGAUCACCGGCUGGAAAGACUGAUCGAUCUGGGCGACUGGAUGGGCAAGCUUGGCCGAGUGGGACGGGAAGGCGUCGAGGUUCAAGGCACGAGGGUGUUUGAAUCUGAGACGGAAGAAGGCGUGGUGGUGAUGCGGUGGCGGAUGCCUGACGGGAUGGACAGGAGAUUCCCCAAGGAGAUGGAUCUUGUUUACUCGAGUGUUGUGAUGGGAAAAUGA